Orycteropus afer afer is the source of this 576-nucleotide messenger RNA. Its product is annotated as olfactory receptor 1013. Gene Ontology annotation, cellular component: membrane. Lineage: Eukaryota; Metazoa; Chordata; Mammalia; Tubulidentata; Orycteropodidae. The record is from RefSeq and is a predicted model, not a curated record. Gene Ontology annotation, biological process: G protein-coupled receptor signaling pathway; sensory perception of smell. Gene Ontology annotation, molecular function: G protein-coupled receptor activity; olfactory receptor activity; odorant binding.
AUGGAGAGGGGCAAUCACACUGUGACUGAGUUCAUCUUGGUGGGCUUCACAACAGACCCUGUGAUGCAGUUGAUCCUAUUUGUGGUGUUCCUUGGUGUGUACUCUGUGACUGUGAUGGGAAAUACCACACUCAUAGUGUUGAUCUGUAAUGACUCCAGGCUCCAUAUACCCAUGUAUUUCUUCAUUGGGAAUCUAUCUUUCUUGGAUCUCUGGUAUUCUUCUGUCUACACCCCAAAGAUCCUAGUGACCUGUAUCUCUGAGGACAAAAGCAUCUCCUUUGCUGCCUGUGUAGCUCAAUUCUUCUUCUCUGCUGGGUUGGCAUACAGUGAGUGUUAUUUGUUGGCCACCAUGGCUUAUGACCGCUAUGUGGCCAUCUCCAACCCCUUGCUUUAUGCUCAGGUCAUGUCAAAAAGACUGUGCACCUAUUUGGUUAUAUGUUCCUACAUUGGAGGUUUUGUCAAUGCAGUAAUACUCACCAGCAACACGUUCACAUUGGAUUUUUGUGGUGACAACGUCAUUGAUGACUUUUUCUGUGAUGUCCCACCUCUGGUGAAGUUGGCAUGUGAUGUGAAAGAG